CCCGUCGCAGACCCUCAACAAUACAAUGCCACGCAAUCGGCGUCGGAGUGUGAAUGUGCGCGCGACCCUUCUCAGUGAAGUUGACUCAAGUUUGACGCGCCGGUUGCGUGCAGACGAAAAGACAGCAGCUCCAAAGGCGCUAUCAACUAUGCAGGAUAUUUCUGGACCGAAUUCACCGCUUUAGGCGUGAUAAGACGUCCGGCGCCUCCGCUCGCAUGUGUGACCAUGACGGCAAGCAUAUUAUACUCAGCCUGCAUUUAGUCCGAGUGUUCUUCAAUCAUCCGAGGAGUUGAAUACGUUUUUGGAUCAGGACAUAACCCGUGUGUGUUUCUAUGAGCGUUUUCGUGCGCGCGCCACGCGUCAACAAGUGGAUGGAAACUUUUUCUUGAUAUGCUUGGAGCGAGUAGUUCUCGGUAACUGUAAAGUGUGGCAAUUGGGGCAGUUAAAUCGUCUAUUUUUUUUUUCGAAGUUUAUUGUCGGCAUGAGUGAGCCGGGAACUUUCCACAUGUGUGUGGCACUUUUAUUUUUCCUGAGCGCAGGAGCAGCGGUGAGAGCUCAUGUUUCCAUGGUCAAUGUCAUAAGGGGAAACAUCAGAAGAGAUGAUGUGUACCGAAAGGAGGACAACAUCACAGUUACACCACCAGGGGGAGUCAUCCAUAGCCCUCGUUUCCCCAACUCGUAUCCACGCAAUCUGCUGUUGUCAUGGACCUUGGUGUCGCCACCGGGAAGUCGGAUACACCUGGAGUUUGACGGUCACUUUGGCCUGGAGGAGGCGGAGAACAAUGUUUGCAGGUAUGACUUUGUUGAGGUGGAGGACCAAUCACAGACCAGCACUAUCAUUUGGGGUCGUUGGUGUGGACAGAAAGCACCGCCUAGUCUCAACUCCAAAUCUAACAUCCUCAAAAUAACCUUCAAAUCUGAUGAUUACUUUGUUGCAAAGCCGGGAUUUAAAGUCUACUAUUCUUUUCUGCCUGGCACUCCUCUGCCUGCAUCCCAAACCAACUGGGAGGCCGUCACCAUGUCGGAUAGCAGUCCUGUGGGACCGGCAGCAGUCACAGAGGUUCCUCUCUCAUUAGAUGACCUGGAUCGAACCAUUGCGGCCUUUGACACUGUGGAACAGCUUUUGAGAUCGCUGAACCCAGACACUUGGAAACAGGACCUGGACAGCAUUUACACACAAACACACAUUCAUUAUCGAUCCAGGGCUUAUCAUCUUGCAAGCAGGCACAACAAAGUUGACCUGAAUCGCCUUCACGAUGACGUACAGCGCUACAGCUGCACCCCUCGCAACUAUUCUGUGAACCUGCGUGAGGAGCUCAGGGCCACCAACGCCGUCUUCUUCCCCCGGUGCUUGCUGGUCAAGCGCUGCGGCGGCAACUGUGGAUGUGGCACUAAUAAUUGGAAUAACGGCUGCACGUGUCAGGCCUCGAAAACCACGCUCAAACUACACGAGGUGCUCAAGUACGCCCCAGAGACCUCUCUGUACCAGCGCCGCCGCAGGAUAAGGCCGCGCUGGGUCAUCGAUGAGAUCUUCCUCACGCACCACGACAAGUGUGAAUGUGCCUGUCCCUCGCAACCUCCUCGCUGAGACACUGACCCAAACUAUCUUGAAUCGUUGGACACAUUUUGCCAUGAACUUUUUAGACACCCAGAUAUGCAGUAAAUGCGGAGAAGAAAUGAUUUGACGGAUGAGGCACAGCUUGUGUCAUUUCCUAACAGUAAGUACUUCAGAGGAAUAAUCAUGAAACUCAACUAAUAGUCAACCCGUAUUGAACUGUGCAAAUACGUGUGAUCGCACGAGUUUAGCGGAUCUUCAGAUGUCUUUUUCUGCCGCUGGCAAAGGAAGGGCGGAGGUAUUUGAAUCCAAGCUGUCAUUCGAACAUUAAGACUAAAAAAAAAAGCAUGUGGAAUUCCCCUCCCUGCUAAUUUCCCACAAAGCCCGUCUUUGUUUUGCACACAUUCCUGUCUGCAAGAAUUCCAGCAUCUCUUUGUCCUUCACACCCUCUGUAGCGUUCCCUCCCUUUUGUUUCCCCCUCACUGUCUCUUCGAACACACGGAGAACACUUACACACACGCACACACACACCCUCUCCUAUCACUGACUGCCAAACACACGAGAGAUGUCUGCACAGGCUACUGCACUCUGCCCAGUUUUCUGAGCACCCCAGGCAUUCCAGCCGCAAAGAGGGAAUUCUGCUCACACCACGCACCUCAGAUAUGAAAGGCAGAGAGGAAACCAUCUGGCGGAUGUUCGCUACAGUAUUUCUUCAUAAUAUCCACGAUACUGGCGUGUAUGGGCAAUCGUGGGACACCCCUAUGUUUCAAAGAAUCAUGAAUGCAUCAUUUUGAGGAAGGCCUUUUUCUUUUACGGCAUCACUGCGCCUCAAUGCACAAAGAAAUAUAAAUCAACAUGGAUGAAUGGAUUUCAGAAUCACUCUCGAGCCCCGACUUCAAUCCCUCCACACACCUUUGGAAUGAACGAGAACAGAGCUUGCGAUUAGGCCCCCUUCAGGUGACGUCUAACCUCGCGUAUGUUCUUCUAUAUAAUUGGGCAGACUUUAACAUCUUAGAAAGACCUCCCAGGUGGCGAGUGUAGAAGAUGGUUGACCUAUAACUGGUGAGCCAACUCAAUAUUUUUCUGCCAUUUUCACCUUCAGCUAGCCUGCUCAUGUUUGCAUUUUCAAUUGCCGAGAAUGAGUUUCUUCUUACGCACGCGACUCGGUAAUUAACACUUUAAAGCAUAUUUUCAUGCAAAUUAGAUGCUAUUUUUCGUGUAUGUGUGAGUUUGUGCGCCCGUGCCCGUGCUUGCGUGUCUGUUUGGAUGAAGAAGCGCUUUAGGUGUGGAGAAGGCUCCCGACAGAAAGAAAGCGGUCAGCCCAAGUAACCUUUGCGACAGCAUGUGAGACAGUGUGCAAGUACGGGGCCGUUUUGUGAGUGUUGAAGCAUCACACGUACACACACAUUAAAUUUUAAAUGAGAACAGUCUAUUGUCUUUCAGCCAUUGCCUCCCAUGUGUCUUGGACAAUAGAAAAUUAUACUGACUCCAAAGCCAUCUGAUCUGAGUCUGAUUCCUUGCGAUGUCAAAUGUUUGAGCUGUUUUUGUCUGAGGUAGAAUUGAUAGAGCGCAGUUAGUAGAAAGUCUGCAACAGCUGCAUUAAAAAAAAAAACAAACAGAAACACGGGGAUUUCUGUGUUUCUGGUUUCAAAUCUAUUGUACAGUUGAAUAGCUCCUUUUGCUACCACAGUGAAAUCUGCUGGAUCCCCGAGUUGACCGUAAUACACAUCAACACAAAAAAACAACUAGUCACAGGUCAUUUCUUUAGGCUACUAACCACUGUACAUGCUCAGCUGCUUACACGAGCUUCCGUAUCUCUUGACCUAAUGGCCAAUUUUAUUUGAACGCAAAGUAAAUGCCCCUUGUCGCUCGUAAGCCGGAUAGCCAUCCAGUCAUAAGUCAUCAUCAACUUUUGAUAAAUGUUGUAUUCCUGAGGAGAAGGUCAAUUCUAACAAUAUUUGUCUGUAUGUUUGUGCGUGCGCUGCGUCUUUCAGCGUGCCAGUGUUGUGAGGACACAACAGAGUGGCUGUCGGUAAAUACCGGAACAAAAUCCAGUGGGACGACAAGGCAUUUAAAGCUACUUUUUCAACAUCACUUCAACCACAUAAAGUUCGUCUAGUUUUGCAGAUUUACAUCUUCUUUGCCCCCCCUUGACUCAUUCGUGCCUCACACAUAUGGCUCACACAAACUGAUCAGCCCUGAACACAAACUGAUCAGCUCUGAAUCCAGUGAAUGUUUGGAUGAGAAAAAAAAAUGCUGCUUUUGCUGUCUUUGCAAUAUUCAUGACAAACCCGCCGGCUUUAAUUUAUUGUCUUUCUCAGUUGUUUUGUUUGGGGGGGAUGGGGGGGAAAUCAGCUGGAUGGUUUUGAUAAAUAAAAGUAUUUGUUGCAUCAGUGA
Messenger RNA from Hippocampus zosterae (dwarf seahorse), 3952 nucleotides. RefSeq names its product platelet derived growth factor d (gene pdgfd). NCBI's taxonomy places the organism in Eukaryota, Metazoa, Chordata, Actinopteri, Syngnathiformes, Syngnathidae. Gene Ontology annotation, biological process: positive regulation of protein autophosphorylation; positive regulation of cell population proliferation; positive regulation of phosphatidylinositol 3-kinase/protein kinase B signal transduction. The transcript is spliced from 7 exons. The coding region runs from base 482 to 1588 and encodes 368 amino acids. The record is from RefSeq and is a predicted model, not a curated record. Gene Ontology annotation, cellular component: membrane. Gene Ontology annotation, molecular function: platelet-derived growth factor receptor binding; growth factor activity.